Zymoseptoria tritici IPO323 is the source of this 1915-nucleotide messenger RNA. RefSeq lists its product as uncharacterized. The transcript has 2 exons. The coding region runs from base 359 to 1645 and encodes 428 amino acids. Lineage: Eukaryota; Fungi; Ascomycota; Dothideomycetes; Mycosphaerellales; Mycosphaerellaceae. The record is from RefSeq and is a predicted model, not a curated record. Gene Ontology annotation, molecular function: alpha-1,2-mannosyltransferase activity. Gene Ontology annotation, cellular component: Golgi apparatus; membrane. Gene Ontology annotation, biological process: protein O-linked glycosylation; protein N-linked glycosylation; cell wall mannoprotein biosynthetic process.
GAUUCAAUUUCACCUCUUUUUCUCAACGCCCUGGAUCCCCCGCCGUGCAUUUGUGCAACUCGACUUGCAUUCCCGACUUUCCCUCCCUGGAAUCUUACUUUCUUACUCCUCUGGCACAGCUCACAGACAGUGUCCACUCUUUUCUUGCAAGUCCGACUGUCGCAAAAACCAUACCACCCUCAUUACAUCACCGCCAACCCUCGCACGUGAGUGAGGUAGCAUAGUCUGCGCCGAUACAAACCUGCGACGGCGUCCACUGCCGCAUACCAACACCCUCCGAAAAGCCCCUGGCUGGGCCGAGUCCACCGAUAGAACACGCGACCACGACCGAGACCACCUCUCCUCCGCCGCAAACGACAUGGCCUCCUCUACGAAGUAUCUCCGCUUCAUCCUCCUCGCCAUCGUCUGCCUCAUCCUCAUCGUAUUAUUCUCCUCCUCGAGCUCCAGCAUACCCGGUGGCCACCACAUCCAAUCAGCCGCAGACAUCCUAAGAGCGCAAGGGAUAUGGAAGGGAACAGGUGACAGGGUGGCCUCAUCGAAUACCUUCACUCAAGAUGUGACCGACAAGGAGAAGAUCGCUAUACCACAACACAAUUUGCCUGCGUUCGAGGAUACUACAUCUCCCAAUCCAGGUGCAGGAAAGCAGCUACCAGUCGCCGCUGCGCCAGGCGAACGCUUGAAUGCGACAUUCGUCACGUUGGCGAGAAACUCGGACGUAUGGGAAAUUUCACGAAGCAUUCGUCAGGUCGAGGACCGCUUCAACAAGGCAUACAACUACGACUGGGUAUUUUUGAAUGACGCGGAGUUUGACGACCAGUUCAAGAAGGUCACCACAGCGUUGACAUCUGGCAAAGCAAGAUAUGGAAAAAUUGACGAGAAGCACUGGAGUUUCCCAGCCUUCAUUGAUCAGGACAAGGCGAAGCGAGUGCGCGAGGACAUGCACGAACGCAAGAUCAUCUACGGAGACAGCAUCAGCUACCGUCACAUGUGUCGGUAUGAGUCUGGGUUCUUCUUCCAGCACCCUCUCAUGCUCGAGUAUGAGUGGUACUGGCGAGUGGAGCCCUCCAUCGAGCUCUACUGCGACAUUUCCUACGACCCCUUCAAGUUCAUGGCCGACAACAAGAAGAAGUACUCCUUCGUGCUGUCCCUCUACGAAUACGUGGAGACCAUUCCCACUCUCUGGGACUCGGUCAAGAAGUUCAUGACGAAGCACCCCGAACACAUCACCGAGGGAAAUGCCAUGGCCUGGCUCUCGCCCGACGGCGGCGAGACCUACAACCACUGCCAUUUCUGGUCCAACUUCGAAAUCGGCAACCUGAACUGGCUGCGGAGCAAGGCGUACACGGACUACUUCAACUUCCUCGACACCGAAGGCGGCUUCUUCUACGAGCGCUGGGGCGACGCGCCCGUCCACUCCAUCGCCGCCGCACUCAUGCUCAAAAAGGAAGAAAUCCACUUCUUCAACGACAUCGCCUAUUACCACGUGCCCUUCACCCACUGUCCGACCGGCGAGCAAAUCCGCAUCGACAACAAAUGCCACUGCAACCCCAAAGACAACUUCGACUGGAACGGCUACUCUUGCACGGCCAAAUGGUACGACGUCAUGAACAUGCCCAAACCCGCCGGCUACGAAAAAGAGCAAUGACUCGCUGGGAGGUACAAAGAAAUCGCGCACGAAUGGCGCUGGCCGCUGACAUCGACUUCCCUCAUCCUCAUCUUCCUCCUCUUGUUCCUCCUCUACCGUCCGUUCUUCGCCCUGUGUCGUUGGGUGGUGAGGACACUGAACGAGGCGAGAGCGCCGACGGUGAUUGAGAGGAGACCGAUUGAUCUGCAGGCUUUGCGACGGGAUUGAAUUGACGCGAUAUCGUUUUUCAGAGUGAUCCGGAUGAGAUGAUGGAAAAGGAACAGUCUCUUU